Molecule: messenger RNA, 2127 nt
Organism: Drosophila biarmipes
Lineage: Eukaryota; Metazoa; Arthropoda; Insecta; Diptera; Drosophilidae
Gene: wor
Product: zinc finger protein 135
Exons: 2
Coding region: 125-1789 (554 amino acids)
Biological process (GO): regulation of DNA-templated transcription
Molecular function (GO): RNA polymerase II cis-regulatory region sequence-specific DNA binding; DNA-binding transcription factor activity, RNA polymerase II-specific
Source: RefSeq, a predicted model, not a curated record
GCGAUCGAGGCGCGUGUGGCAAGAGCAAAUGAGUGAGCAGUGAUUUCAGUUCAAGGAUCGGCAUUACAUACACUACAGAUCUGUGAUCGGUGACAAGUGAUCGUCAGGAAUAGCACCACCCAAUAUGGAUAAACUCAAGUACAGCCGCUGUCCGCUCAAGAAGCGUCCGAUAAUGGUGGAGGAGUCCUGCCCAGAGGAUCACCUGAGUCACGAUGAAGGACCCGUUGACCUGAGUGUAGCCUCAGCCGCUGUUCCCCUGGAACCCCAUUGGGCGGCCAAGACGGAGCCGGAGCCCCAGACGGUUCCCACGGAGCUGAGACGCCGCUUCGACGCCGCCAUGAGUCAGACCAAGGAGCAGUUGGCCCGCCGGAUCUGGGAGGAAACCCGGGAGAUAGCCCGCGCCUUUCCCGAUGUCUUCACCCGCGAGGAAAUCGCCAAGAGCCUGGCUCGCCUGGGCUACGGCGAGUUCGAGCUGCCGCCGGAGGAGGAGGUUAUGGAACCGGAACCAGAGCCAGAACAGCAGAGCCCCCUGGGCUAUGCCAGAGCGGCCAGUCCAAACACCAUCAUCAAAGUGGAACCCACGGAGGAGGAGCACUUUCCCCUGCGAAACUACAACAACAAUCUACUCAAGAGCAUAGCCGAGUAUGAGGAUUGUAUGAAAAUGCAGACCAUUAAGGAGGAGAUCGUCCCAGUGCCCCCUCCCCAGAUCCACCAGUACUAUCCACCCCCCACUCCGCUGUCGGAGCCCGAGGAUCUUUCGGUGACCCAGAGGAGGGUGCUGAGCGAGAACAUGAACCUGCAGAAUGUGGCCAGGGCGUUGCUCAGCAUGCAGCACAUGGCUCCCCAGCAGCAUCCCCCGCCUCCGCAGGACAUGGAGGAGGACCAGGAGAACCAGGACCUCAACCAGCUGAAGAUCAAGAGCAGCAACGAUCUGUACUACCAGUGCCAGCAGUGCAACAAGUGCUAUGCCACCUAUGCGGGACUGGUGAAGCAUCAGCAGACCCAUGCCUACGAGAGCACCGAGUACAAGAUCAUCCGGAGCCAGCCCGGAGGAUCGGGAGCCAUAGUGGACCAAACCGAGUUCUGCACGGAUCAGGCCUCCGCCUUGAUCCAGGCAGCCAAUGCGGCGUCGGCGCAGAGCAUGCAGAAGCCAGUGGGAGUGCCAAGGUAUCAUUGCCAGGACUGCGGCAAGAGCUACUCCACCUACUCGGGGCUGUCGAAGCACCAGCAGUUCCACUGCCCCUCGGCCGAGGGCAACCAGGUGAAGAAGGUGUUCAGCUGCAAGAACUGCGACAAGACCUACGUGUCCUUGGGGGCCCUCAAGAUGCACAUUCGCACCCACACGCUGCCCUGCAAGUGCCCCAUUUGCGGCAAGGCCUUCUCGCGACCCUGGCUGCUCCAGGGCCACAUCCGCACCCACACGGGGGAGAAGCCCUUCAGCUGCCAGCACUGCAAUAGGGCCUUCGCGGACAGGUCCAACCUGCGGGCCCACAUGCAGACCCACUCGGACGUGAAGAAGUACUCCUGCCCCACCUGCACCAAGUCCUUUUCGCGCAUGUCCCUGCUGGCCAAGCACCUGCAGAGUGGCUGCCACAGUGAGCAGGGUGGCGGAGGGCCCAGCGGCUCGGGGGGUGGCUUCGACCAGCAGCAGCUCCAGCAGCACCUGCAGGGCUACGAGGAGGGCCACAGUCCCCACCAGGUCUACUACGCCGGCAGCGUGGGCAGCAGCAACGGCGAGGAGGAGGAGGGCGGGGACUACCCCAUUCCUCGCCCACAGGUCAUCUAUUAAGUAUCCCUAACCUAUAGCCCCUUUAACCUAAGUCAGUUUAGCCAAAGUCAGGGAAAGUCAGUGCCAAAAAUUAGUCAGGGCAAUGUUAUUGCCUCUUAGGGUCCCUAGUGUAUCAGAACUAUUUAUUAACAUAUUUAUACUAAACUAUUCCAGUACUCGAUAUCGCGGUUGAGAGCUUAGUCCUAGAUUGUUUUCGUUGACAAUUCCUUGUAUUAUAAAUCGUUGUUGAAACUCAUUCGUGUACAAAUCAAAAAGGUGCCAGAGAAAACCCCCACUUAGAUGUAUACCCAUGCCAACUUAUAAUUUAAUCCUUUAAUUUAUUUUAAACUAUCCUUAUG